AAAUAUAUUAUUUUCAACGCCCUGCUCUCGUCCUCGCCCUCGCCCUCGCCCACGCCAUUGUGCUUGUGUUUGCGUGUGUGUGUGUGUGUGUUUUAGUCAAAAUGUCCGAGCUUUAAGAAUCCCGCAAAGCAUUGAAAAUUUACUCAAGAUAUCCACGAGCCAAAAACGCUCCAACCAAUAAAAGAAAUUUUUAAUACGGUUCUGCGAAAUGUACAAAAGUCGAAAAAUGCUGCUUCAGCCGCUUCUGCUGCUGCUGCUGCCGGCGCUGCUGCAGAGCGCGCAGCGCUACGAUCAGACACCGUUAGACGCCAGCUCGUAUUAUCGGUCCGACUUGACCGGCAGCUCGGCCAGCUCGCUGGACGGCUUUCCACAUCACAAUCGCUGCGAGCCCAUCACCAUAUCCAUAUGCAAGAAUAUACCCUAUAAUAUGACGAUAAUGCCCAAUCUGAUUGGCCACACCAAGCAGGAGGAGGCGGGCCUGGAGGUGCAUCAGUUUGCGCCGUUGGUCAAAAUCGGCUGCAGCGCCGAUCUACAGUUAUUUCUCUGCUCCCUCUAUGUGCCCGUCUGCACCAUACUGGAGCGUCCCAUUCCGCCCUGCCGCUCGCUCUGCGAAUCCGCGCGCGUCUGCGAGACCCUCAUGAAAACAUACAACUUCAAUUGGCCCGAGAAUCUCGAGUGCUCCAAGUUUCCCGUGCACGGCGGCGAGGAUCUCUGUGUCGCCGAGAACACCACCGCCUCCUCCUCCACCCCGGCGCCCACGCGCAGCGCACCCAAAGUGACCACGCGCAAGCAUCAGAUCAGCGUGGACAGCCCCCAUCGGAACAUAGGAUUCGUGUGCCCAGUGCAGCUGAAGACGCCUCUGGGCAUGGGCUAUGAGCUGAAAGUUGGCGGAAAGGAUCUGCAUGAUUGCGGCGCACCAUGUCACGCCAUGUUCUUUCCGGAACGGGAACGAACGGUGCUUCGCUAUUGGGUCGGCUCCUGGGCGGCUAUCUGUGUGGCCAGUUGUCUCUUUACGGUGCUCACCUUUCUGAUAGACUCGUCGCGUUUUCGUUAUCCGGAGCGUGCGAUUGUCUUUCUGGCCGUUUGCUAUCUGGUCGUCGGCUGUGCCUAUGUGGCCGGACUUGGUGCGGGCGAUUCAGUGUCGUGCCGUGAACCAUUUCCGCCGCCAGUGAAGCUGGGACGCCUGCAGAUGAUGUCCACCAUAACGCAGGGUCAUCGUCAGACCACCGCCUGCACCGUAUUAUUCAUGGCAUUGUAUUUCUGUUGUAUGGCCGCCUUUGCGUGGUGGUCGUGUUUGGCCUUUGCGUGGUUCCUGGCCGCUGGACUCAAAUGGGGCCACGAGGCAAUUGAAAAUAAAUCUCAUUUAUUCCAUUUGGUUGCCUGGGCGGUGCCCGCACUACAAACGAUAUCCGUUUUGGCACUGGCUAAAGUUGAAGGUGACAUCCUCUCGGGCGUGUGCUUUGUGGGCCAGCUGGACACGCAUUCGCUGGGCGGCUUUCUCAUAUUGCCGCUGUGCAUUUAUCUCUCGAUCGGCGCUCUCUUUCUGCUGGCCGGCUUCAUCUCGCUCUUUCGCAUACGCACUGUGAUGAAGACGGAUGGCAAGCGGACGGAUAAACUGGAGCGCCUGAUGCUGCGCAUCGGCUUCUUCUCGGGCCUGUUCAUACUGCCCGCCCUGGGUCUGCUGGGCUGCCUGUUCUACGAGUACUACAACUUUGACGAGUGGAUGAUUCAGUGGCAUCGCGACAUUUGCAAGCCAUUCUCCAUACCCUGUCCGGCUGCCCGGCCGCCGGGCACGCCAGAGGCGCGUCCGAUAUUCCAGAUAUAUAUGGUCAAGUAUCUGUGCUCCAUGCUGGUGGGCGUGACGUCCAGCGUGUGGCUGUACUCCAGCAAGACCAUGGUCAGCUGGCGAAACUUUGUGGAACGGCUCCAGGGCAAGGAGCCGCGCACACGGGCCCAAGCGUAUGUCUAGUAUGAGACGGCGGCGGCGGGGGCUGAAAUAGCGGCUAACGAGAGUUACUUAGCGUUUAGCACGUAAAUACUAGAGUCCACCCUGCCACAAGCGAACCACCCUGAACAUAAGAGCGCAGAUUUAGUCGUAGCUUAGCCUCAUGCAGUUUGUAUAAAGUUCAUCUCUACCCUGCAUUCGCAACCGCAACCGCACCCGCACCCGCACAUGCACCCACCCCCGCAAGCAAAUCAAAAGUUGACCCUAAGCUAUUGUUUAAUAUUUUAGUUAUACAUACAUAUAUAUAUAUAUAUACAUAUAUAUAUGAAAGCUGAGGGAUUGCUCAACUCAUGGCUUUCUUGUUGAACCAAAACUAUGCGCAUAAGUUGAACAUUUUAAUUGGUAAGUGUAUUUUUAGUAUGUCUUACUUCCUAGUAAUCAAGUAUCCUAGCUAUUAUUGACUCAUCCACUUCCAUUGCCCACGCUUCCGUUUCCUUUGCCGCAUAUACGUAUACGAAUUUUACAAGAGUUUACUCCAUUCAAUAGCUUGACUCCUUCCCACAGACGCAUUCAAUUCGAAUAAGUUUGCAUUUAAGUAGGUUUUUGAUCAAUUUUAUUUGUGAAAGCUUUAAAUGUGCCCUACAGUUAAUUAAGCAUACAUAUACACUCAUACGUAUGCAAGUAUGUAUGUGUGUCUCCUUUAGAAUAUUUAAGAACUGGUGUGAGAUUUGGCAGCCUCGCUUAGAACACUUCUUUACGCAACAGUUGGCCAGAAUUUCCAUAGAAAAUAAAUUAGAAGAUUCUUCACAUUAAGCUCACAUUUAUUUAUUUUUGACACACGCAAGCGACAUUUCCAAACCAGAUUCUAUACCAACUGUGGCCAAAUUUCACAUCCGAAAUAUGUUAAGAACAUGUUCGUAAUAAAGGUAAAAAUAGAAUGAAAAAAAACAGCAAAAAA
Messenger RNA from Drosophila virilis, 2903 nucleotides. It is a transcript of the gene fz, whose product is annotated as frizzled class receptor. Lineage: Eukaryota; Metazoa; Arthropoda; Insecta; Diptera; Drosophilidae. The record is from RefSeq and is a predicted model, not a curated record. Gene Ontology annotation, molecular function: Wnt receptor activity; Wnt-protein binding. Gene Ontology annotation, biological process: non-canonical Wnt signaling pathway; canonical Wnt signaling pathway. Gene Ontology annotation, cellular component: plasma membrane.